CUAAAGUACUAUUCCUGACGGACGUAACUGCUGAGAUCGUUCUCAAAGUGAUGGAGGAAACGGGCACUAAAAUCCCAGUUGUUAUCUUCGGAGGGACCUCGAAUGAUGUCUCGCUGAAGUCGAUUCUUGAUUCUCAAGAUACAAAUGAAGUGGCAAACUUUCGUUGCACUAAAUUAUCUAGCCCAGAAGAAGCAGCUAUUAUCUAUACACCUCGGGAAGCACCGGAUUUCCCAAAGGCGCUGUUUUUACAAAUGAAUGUCUUUUUCAAAAUGUUUAUCGAUAUUCACUAUUGGGCGACCUCGGGAGUGCGGUGACACUUAUCUUUUCACCGCUCUCCUGGGUCGCGGGCGCUUGGAGCGUGCUCCAAGGAAUUAUUGUUCCCAAUCGAAGAAUUAUUCACCCGGAAUUCACGGGAGAAAAGUGCCUCGAACUCAUCGAAAAACACGAAAUUAAUUGGCUACUCCUUGGACCUACCGCAAUCGACGCACUGGUAAAAUGUUCAGCAGUGUCGAAAUACGACGCAUCCUCUUUGAAAUUUAUGUUGAUCGGUGGUUCAGUCAUCACGAAGAAAAAACAAAUGUUCCUGGCCUAAAUGUUCCCUCGAGCUUUUAUCUGUCAAGUCUACGGUUCCACUGAAGCGGGCGGAAUAAUAGUGGCACAAAAGAGAAAUUCUAAGAUUGGUUCCAUUGGAAGAUUGACCGGGAACACGCAACUGAAAGUCAUCGAUCCUGAAACCGGAAGAAUUUUGAAUCCAAACGAGACGGGGGAAGCUUGUUUCAAGAAUACGUACGUGAUGAAAGGUUACUAUAGAAAUCCCGAAGCAACGAGAGAAACAAUCGAUACCGAAGACUGGCUUCACUCUGGCGAUCUCCUUUAUUACGACGAGGAAGGCAACCUUUUUUUUGUCGAUCGUUUGAAAGAGCUCAUCAAAUUCAGAGGUAAUCACGUAUCUCCCACUAUGAUCGAACAUGUUUUGCUCCAACACGCGGCCAUUGAAGAAGCGGCUGUUGUUUCGAUUAUGCACGAGGCGGAUGGAGAACAUCCGAUCGCAUUCGUCGAGACAAAAUCUGGAUUUCAAGUGAGUUUGCUCUUUUUUCUCGUUCACUUUUCAAAUGAAUUUGCAGACUUGCUAAGUAUUUUUACGUUAUUCGCCAAUUAUACACUGCAUCCGAAUAAUAUAUUCAUUCACGUGAAUAAUUCAAUAUUGCUUUAUUUUUCUGUAAAUUUUCGAGGAAGAAAUUCAAACAAUUGUCACUAAUACACUGCCGGAUUACAUGAGACUCCGGGGUGGCGUCAAGAUUUUGGACAAAAUGCCUCAUACAUCCACAGGGAAAAUAGCUCGAAGGGAACUCAAAAUAUUAGCGAAGAACUACGUACAAUGAUUCC
Messenger RNA from Venturia canescens, 1386 nucleotides. RefSeq names its product 4-coumarate--CoA ligase 1-like. The transcript is spliced from 4 exons. Lineage: Eukaryota; Metazoa; Arthropoda; Insecta; Hymenoptera; Ichneumonidae. Gene Ontology annotation, molecular function: long-chain fatty acid-CoA ligase activity. The record is from RefSeq and is a predicted model, not a curated record. The coding region runs from base 593 to 1258 and encodes 221 amino acids. Gene Ontology annotation, biological process: fatty-acyl-CoA biosynthetic process; long-chain fatty acid metabolic process.